AUGAAGAUCACAUCUCUUGGUCUCUUGGCUUGUUUGGUGGGAUUAUCUCUUGCGGUCCCUCACAUGCCCAGAGAUGUUGAUCCCGAAAACCCCUCCGCUUCUGACCCAAAGACGCCCCCUUCUUCCCUCAAAGAUCCUCCACGGCCUCAAUCCGUCGGUCAGAAUCCGUUUGCUGGGAAGUCUGUUACAGUCCCCGGCUCUUGCGGUAAUCUCUGGAAUCCAUCCGAGACAUGCCUUCGCGACCUCGAGGCUCAGAACGAGAACGUCGGGACAUACGCUGGUGAUCUCAAGUUCGAGGAUAACAGCUGCGACGACGGACAGAAGCUCGCACUCGAAAUUGCCGCCUGGGAUGCCUUGACACUUGCCAACUUUGGCGGAAAGAAUCCACAGUCGGCAAAAGAGAUUGCGACGUGGAGGGCUUAUAUCGGUCCUGACUUUUCCUCUCAGCAGGGCCGUAUUGUGGAUAACCUGCGCCGGAUUCAGGACCACAGGCCCAAGAAGAAGUUUGACAUUAUUGCCAGUUGCAAGGACACUAAGGGAUGGUGCAAGGCAAUCACAGGCGGAUCGGUUGGCGGCUACGCUUGGACGGAGAAAGGCUGGUUUGGCUACACCUUUCAGCAUAUUACUCUGUGUCCGAUCUACUUUGGUCUCGACUCUCUGGAAGGGAAGUUCGAGAUGAUUGAGGAAGCUCUGGCGAGAGGCGACACGACGUACGCCGAGAUUGCAGACUGGCAGAAGAACAAAGGCCAGUAUUUCUUGCACGAAAUGAUGCACCUGGAUGCCGUUGGCCAGCCUCACAUCUCGGACCAGUAUCUCAGCAGCAGUGAAAACAUCGGACCCAAAGCAUACGGCCCCGCCGGCGUCUACACGCUAGCACAGAAAGACCUCAAAAGAGGCGGCGGAGCCACGCGGGCGAGCCUCAACGCCGACAGCUACGCAUGGCUAGCCAACAGCCUGUACUUCUACGACGCGACGGGCUACUUCCCCAGGCCGUCGGAGGGCACGAAGGGUGCCGAGGCUGAUAACAUCUACUUCGUGGACCUCGGGGAAUUCGAAGGUGAGGCGAAGGACGCCGAGAUCGAGAAGCGCUUCAAGGCCGAGGUGGAUAGCUUCUCAAGUCCUCCACCAACCCCUACCGACUCGUGCAAGAGCGAUAGUGACUGCUCUUCACCGCUGUGCGCCGGCGGCGGUGCUGUCUACUCCUGCGUCGAGGGUUCCUGCCAGUGCGGAUCCCCCAAGCCGCCGCCAUUGUCGUCGCCGUCGCCAUCGCCGCCCAUCAACACUCCCCCGCCAGGCACAAAGUGCUUUGAGGAUGUAUCGGAGUCUGACUGUACGAGCAAGUAUGAGUGCCCUGAUGAGAAGAAAGUUGGAUGUGUGAAGAACGGCCUUGCUGAAAUAACUUGGUGUACAUGUUUCUAA
This is a messenger RNA of Colletotrichum gloeosporioides, 1419 nucleotides long. RefSeq lists its product as uncharacterized. Bases 1 to 1419 code for a protein of 472 amino acids. Gene Ontology annotation, molecular function: metallopeptidase activity. The transcript is spliced from 3 exons. NCBI's taxonomy places the organism in Eukaryota, Fungi, Ascomycota, Sordariomycetes, Glomerellales, Glomerellaceae. The record is from RefSeq and is a predicted model, not a curated record.